UGACCUGUCACGUUAAGCUCCGCCCUUCUUUCACAGCGUUCUCUCACAUACGCCGUCGAGCUCAUCCUGGUCCAGGGAGUGCUGCACCGAAAGAGAACAAUGGGAGUUGAAGUCGAGACCAUUCGGCCUGGAGAUGGAAAGACCUUUCCGCAGAGAGGAAAGACUGUCUCCGUGCACUACGUUGGCACGCUUACCAACGGGAAGAAAUUCGACUCCUCCAGGGACCGGGGAGAGCCGUUCAUGUUCAAGCUGGGAGCCGGAGAAGUCAUCCGUGGCUGGGAUGAAGGCGUUGCUCAGAUGAGUCUGGGCCAGCUGGCCAAACUGACCUGCUCUCCGGAUUACGCGUACGGCAGCAAAGGUUAUCCGCCCAUCAUCCCUGCAAACUCUACCCUCAUCUUUGAAGUGGAGCUCCUGAAAUGCUGAGUUUUUACACUGAAUGUUAUUCCUGAGUAUAAUGCAUUUCUUUUUUUUUUUUCUUUUUUUUUUUCUUUUUUUUUUCUCUUUCCACGUCCAUCACAAAUUACUUGUUGGAAACACGUGAUCAGAAGCCUAACUCUUGGGUUAACAAUUAAUAACGCACAAUUGCCACCAUGCUAAUGACGAUUGUGCUGUAUUGGUGCUAAACUAAUUCUCAGGCCCAUGACCUUGAAAUGAACGUUGGCCCGAUCUGGGUACAUGAAUCGUUUCUUCCUGAAAGUGGAAUAACAUUGUCAUUGCCAGUUUAUCAGCUAAAAAUGAAAGAUUAGAAAUAAAAGGCCCUGUAUUAGUAAGUUGGACCAUGCUCGGGUUUAUUUUGGGCUAUCAUCCUAGUCAAAACCCCACCAGGAAUAUAUCGUGUUUAUAUCUUGUGCAUUUUAGACAAUGUGAUGCUGGCAGCUUAAUUUCAAGGCAUUUUGAUCUUCUAUCACAAAACCUAACACAUACAUUUGUCCCCCAAAUGUGGUGUCAACUGUGCAGAAUCAAUACAGCCUUUAAGUAAAAGCUGUAAGUUUACUUUUACAAUCUAUAUAUUCUCUGGUCCUUUACGUUUUGCUUUACGCAUCAAGUGUUCGAAACAACGGAAUGCUUUAAAGCCAGAAUAUAACGUUGUUUUCAAAUUGAAGGAUUCGAAUUGGUUCCAAAAACCUGAAUUUUUACCUGAUCGGUUCUGCUUUUGAUUCAAGGAAACUUGAUUCCUUCACUCGUGCAUGUUAAAUUAAAUCCACUAAAAGCACAUGGUGAAGUGUGAGUGGCACUAGACACGAUGGUCUUCUCAGCAAAGCUGUUUUUUUUUGUUUAGUUUUCUUCAGUGUUUUAAAAGUAGUGUAUUAGUGAUGCUAAAAUGACCUUGUUAACAUCCCUAGUAAAAAGCCUGGUACCUUGCAUCUUUUUCUCCCUGCAGUAGAUUUUUAACUUGCACAUUAAAGUGAUGACACAAUGAGGAAAAAAAACUGAAGCUUGUCAUUUAAAUUGGUUGCCUUCUGUGUUGGCAUUUAUUUUUGUUCAGUUUAACGGAAAUUACAUUCCUUAGACAUUUAUAGUCAGCUUUUAGACCCAAAGUGUCCUUGUGUUAUGCCAUGAUAAAAUUUGCAAUGCUUUUUUUUUCUUCUUCUUCUUUCUCCCCUCUUGCGUGUAAUCCAUCAAGUCUGAUUAAAACCAGAAUACAGAAAAAUG
Molecule: messenger RNA, 1653 nt
Organism: Fundulus heteroclitus (mummichog)
Lineage: Eukaryota; Metazoa; Chordata; Actinopteri; Cyprinodontiformes; Fundulidae
Product: peptidyl-prolyl cis-trans isomerase FKBP1A
Exons: 4
Coding region: 100-423 (107 amino acids)
Molecular function (GO): peptidyl-prolyl cis-trans isomerase activity
Source: RefSeq, a predicted model, not a curated record